Cyprinodon tularosa is the source of this 4234-nucleotide messenger RNA. It is a transcript of the gene sema6bb, whose product is annotated as sema domain, transmembrane domain (TM), and cytoplasmic domain, (semaphorin) 6Bb. Gene Ontology annotation, molecular function: semaphorin receptor binding; chemorepellent activity. The record is from RefSeq and is a predicted model, not a curated record. Gene Ontology annotation, biological process: axon guidance; positive regulation of cell migration; negative chemotaxis. The coding region runs from base 16 to 2709 and encodes 897 amino acids. The transcript has 17 exons. NCBI's taxonomy places the organism in Eukaryota, Metazoa, Chordata, Actinopteri, Cyprinodontiformes, Cyprinodontidae.
CCUGCACAUCUGAGCAUGGAUAUAGAGAAUACAAGGAAUACAAGGAAGCAGCGUCAGUACAGGAACCCAGCCCGAUUAAUCAACAGUUGUGUUACGAUGGCAGCGGGGGCCUCUCACUGCUUGUUCCUGAUGUGUUGGUUCCUCCGAACAGCCAGCCUUGCAUUCCCAGAGGAACCUGGACCUGUGAACUUCAUCCCCGCUGAAGUGGUGAGAAGAUACCCUGUGUUUCUGGGUCGACCACACCGAACAUGGCAGAGGCAGGAGCCACUGCACAUCCAGAGGAUCAUCCAAGUCAACCGGACGCUCUACAUUGGUGCCAGGGAUGACCUUUUCCGAGUGGAGUUGGACAACAGUGCAGGGGAUGAGAUGUUUUACAGCAAAAAAAGAACCUGGGAGUCGAAUAAAAAUGACAUUCGGAUCUGCAGGAUGAAGGGCAAACAUGAGGAUGAAUGCCGCAACUUUAUCAAGGUGCUGCUCAGCAGACAGGGGGGCCUGUUUUUGUGUGGCACCAACGCUUUUAACCCGCUCUGUGCCAACUACACAGGUGAUACUCUGGAGAUGAUAGGAGACCCGGUCAAUGGAAUGGCGAGGUGCCCUUAUGACCCUAAACACGCCAAUGUUGCUCUGUUUGCUGAGGGGAAUCUGUUUACAGCUACGGUGACAGACUUCCUGGCCAUUGAUGCGGUGAUUUAUCGUAGCCUUGGGGACAUCCCCGCUCUACGCACUGUCAAGCACGACUCCAAGUGGUUCAGAGAGCCCUAUUUUGUGAGUGCUGUGGAGUGGGGACCUCACAUCUACUUCUUCUUCAGAGAGAUAGCCAUGGAGUUCAACUACUUGGAAAAGGUGGUUGUGUCGCGCGUUGCCAGAGUGUGCAAACGCGAUCAAGGUGGCUCGCAGCGCGUACUGGAGAAGCAAUGGACGUCUUUCCUUAAAGCCCGGCUCAACUGCUCCAUACCUGGAGAUUCUCACUUCUAUUUUAACCUGCUGCACUCCACCAGCCCGAUCAUCAGGAUGCACGGCAGGGACAUCAUCCUCGGCGUGUUCUCCACACCAGCAAACAGCAUACCAGGUUCGGCUGUGUGCGCCUUUGACAUGGAGCAGCUGGCUUCCGUGUUUGAUGGAAGGUUUAAGGAGCAGAAAUCUCCAGAGUCUAUUUGGACGCCUGUUCCAGAUGAACUCAUCCCAAAGCCAAGACCGGGUGGCUGUGCUGUUCAAGGAUCAAAGUUUAAUUCUUCCAACUCGUUUCCCGAUGAGAUGCUGAACUUUGUCAAGACACAUCCUCUGAUGGAUGAAGCUGUUCCAUCACUCGGACAAAGACCUUGGAUUGUGAGAACCAUGGUCAGGUACCAGUUGAAUAAAAUAGUAGUGGACACUGAGGCUGGGCCAUAUAGAAACCGCACCGUCCUCUUUCUUGGGUCGAGCAGAGGAACCAUUCUCAAGUUUCUCAUUAUGCCAAAUCAAGACAACACAGUGACCAGCAGCAACAUCUUUCUGGAGGAACUGGAAGGAUUUAACCCUGACAAGUGUGCUGAGGACUCUAUGCAUGCCAGACAGCUGUUGUCUCUCACCCUGGACCGGGCGAGCCACACAUUGCUCCUCGCCUUUCCCUCCUGUGUGGUCAGAGUGCCUGUGGCCCGAUGCCAGCUCUACUCCCGAUGCAUGAAAAACUGCAUCGCCUCCAGGGACCCAUAUUGUGGCUGGACCAGAGGAAGCACCUGCUCCUUCCUCAGACCUGGAACAAGACUGCCAUUCGAGCAAGAUGUUGAACACGGAAAUGUGGCCCACUUGGGUGACUGCGACGGCAUGCUGUUUCAGGAGAGUUUCAUCGAGGAGCCAGACGGCCUGGUGUCUGUAAACCUGCUGGUGGUGUCGGCUGUUUCAGCCUUCUCCACAGGAGCCAUUCUCUCUGGACUUACUGUCUGCUGGAUCAUGAGCCACCGCCAUAGGAACUCCCGUGGUUCUGGUGCCAACGGCGCCCGGCGCAAGAACGACAAAGAGCAGAGCAUGCUGGGACCGGGUCGCAGUGGGUCAGUGAUGAGUGUCACCAGAACAAGUGGAGGCGAGAGACGGCGCUCGCAGCCAGAUAACUUGUUUGUUAUGCCCAAUGGUUGGCCUAAAGGAGAGAUGGACCCAGGUUUACUGCCAACUCCUGAGCAGACGCCGCUGCAGCAAAAAAGAGUCAUGCGUCUCCCAGACACUGACUGGGACCAGAGCCAGACCUUCCUCACCUCUGUUGGAAACCCUUGUCCCAACAAUGCAGUCAUUUACUUGAGUUCCAAGUUUCUGCAUGGAGGAGGAGGAGGAGGAGGUUUGGUACGGAUAGAGGACCCCGGUGAAGUGGUGCUUCCCCCACACUCAGAUCGCCAGCGUUACCUUAUUCUUGCCACUCAAAGAGGAGAGCACGGAGGCAGUCGUCCCACUGGUAGCCUGAGGAACUCAGCGGGGGAAUAUAUCUAUCCUGCCACACCACAGGAUUCACCUGAUCGCCGUAGGGUGGUCUCCGCUCCCACCCCACAUGUGGACUACGGAGAGCCUCGUUGGAGUCAUGAGGCCCUCAACUACAACAGCAACAAUGGCGUUCCCUAUUACGCUCAGCGCCAGGGUCUCAUCAGGCCAGAAGUGCAUGGGCCUCGAGGUCUUGGAGAUCUGGCUGAAUUCAGCCACCUUCUUGGGAAGAACAUCAGUGAGCACACCCCUAGUGGCCAAUGAGUUGAUGCCGGGUGAACAUUGAUACCAAGCUCUCUGAAAAUCCCAUUCCUGCCAACAAAUAACUGGAAAAUAUCAACCCCUUUGACUCACCGUCCUGAUCCUACCUUAUCCUUUCUCUCCUCUCUCACUGUCAUUUAAUGUUCUGACAUCAUUCAGCAAACUAUAGAGAGAGACAGAGAAAAAAAGGGUAAAGGCUGAGAAAAUUCUCAAAUCAUAGAGAUUUCUCUGUUCAUAAUCUGUGGUAUGCCAACCACAGUUCAUAGCUCUGAUAUGAGUCUAAUAGGAAGGUAGAGAGAGGGGCCAAGCUGAAAGAGGAACCUUCUGUAAAGGAUAAUUGAAAGUUUUAUUCUUAAAAAAAGACAAUGUUCCUCACAGCGGCAAAUGUCAAAGACCCCCCUGGACCAUUUUGUUCAUUGACAAGUCACCAAGGAUGGUCUUCUGGUGACAUGUUUUCGUCUCUUGUUGGUUUUCUUGUGCCAGUGGCAUCCAGCAGACAACAUGUGCUUUACUUUGGAUAUAAGAUGAGACAACACUAUUGUACUUCUGCCAGAGGGCAAUGACUGAAAAAAGACAGAAAUCUUGCAUCAUAUAUGGGUGUGUUUGGCAACAACCCCAACCAGCAUCCUGUCUUAACUGUGAAGUAUGGCUAUAUAAUGAAAUCGAUGGUAAUAUUGUUUAUAAAGAGAUGGAUUUAUUGUGUGUAAUUUUAAUUGUGUGUACCAAUCAGAAGCCUUAGUGGCUGAUCAGUGGCUAGUUAGGGCUGUACAGAGCCAUGAUGGAGGAAGAGAAAGCAAUAAUUAGCUAUAUAAUGACAAUGACAUUAAAAAGAAAAUUUAAGUAUUUUUAUAAAAUCAGUCUUUACAAUGAAGACAAACAGUUUCUGCCUAUCAACAGGCACCAGUCCGCCCAACCCAAAAUAAGGCCCCACUGGGCUCCGUAGUGCAUUUGAAAAAGGGGAAUGUGAGCUGCUGCUGUCUGAUGAUCUGACUGAGGUAGAGAGGCUCGGCCGCUUGGGAGCUCCAUUCACUCUCCUCUGCCCGACACUGAGCCUCUUUGUGCCCCAGGCGCAGGAAGAAACUGUGGCCACAAAUAACAAUUAAGAGUUAGGGAUCUGACUCACCACAGUGUAGCAGAACAGCAAUGAGGAGAGUUCAGCAUCAUCCAGUCAGGUUCAAGCCUUUCCUGUGGAUCACCAGUUGAGGUGAAUCACUUGUUGGGCAUUGUAGAGAGGGUCUAAGGCCCAGAGCUGCGGUAUGGGUCAGUGUCAGGACACAGCUAAGCAUCACAAUGGUCAGCCCAUGAGGCUUCGUUCCUUUUCUUUCUUCUUGGUGUGUAUCCCAACAAAAGCUGGAUAAGAAAACAGAUGGCCAUGCAUUCACUUGGGUGUGGAGUUUCUCUUUCACUCUGUUGUCUGGUCUUUUCAUGUUUUAUGUUUUUUGUCCUCUUUCAUCUGUUCUUGAUUCAAAUGUAGAUAUGCUUAGCUUUAAUCCAUCUGGGUCAGUGUUCAGUAAAAGGUGGUAUUUAC